Messenger RNA from Drosophila guanche, 3928 nucleotides. RefSeq lists its product as uncharacterized. Gene Ontology annotation, cellular component: AP-1 adaptor complex; trans-Golgi network membrane. NCBI's taxonomy places the organism in Eukaryota, Metazoa, Arthropoda, Insecta, Diptera, Drosophilidae. The record is from RefSeq and is a predicted model, not a curated record. Bases 454 to 3450 code for a protein of 998 amino acids. The transcript has 4 exons. Gene Ontology annotation, biological process: intracellular transport. Gene Ontology annotation, molecular function: clathrin binding.
AUGUUAUCAUAAUUGCAACACUGAAACAUACCUUGGCAUCGCAAUGUGAAUGUCAAAAAGGCAGAACACUCAAAAACCUGGAAAAAAGUGUUGUUUUAUUGAAAACAUGGCAUAUUGCAGCUAAAACAGCAGGUGUGCACACAAAGUAAACGAUUGUGUAAUUAAUAGCCUGGCUGCAGUGCAUAGAAAUUAAGUUUCGACUCGAAAUUGACGCGUGUAAAAGGCAAACAAGAAAAAAAAUUCCAACACAGACCUUGGAGUGGUAGCAUACACAUACACAACUGGCCAACACACACACGCGCACACACGCACAUUGUGAUAAACGGGGCCCAGUCGAAAACGUCAUAUAUUUCCCCCCCGCCCGCUCGCUCGCUGCUUUAAGCCAAAUUAGCAGACUUUCAAGGCAGGAAGUCCGCUCUGAGGAUCCACCACCAUCACGACGACAGCUGCAAAAUGGUAAAUGUGCCGCCACUGCUGUGCAGCACGCCGCCACCGAUCGAUUUUGGCGAGGACGACGACGACUCGGGCCUGCAGUCAACGAUCAAUUUGGAUGACGACGACGACGACUUUGGCUUAGUCACCAGCAACCGCUCAGCGCUAACAAAAGAAACCCAUACAGAAGCCCAACCUGUGUACAGCGAGAGGCCGCCUGAACUGGAGCUGACUAGCAAACCAAAUGCAGAGGAAAUAAGGCAAAAUGUGGAGGCUUUCAAUUACCAAGUGAAACAGUCGCCGUCGCUUGAUGACUAUCAGGAGACGCCGCCACCGCUAGAGGAGGAGCUGCAGGACGAGGAUGAAGAGGAGGAGGAAGAGAUAGCCAAUAUAAAUGACAAUGUGCCGUCCCUGAAGCUGGACAGCCUGAGUCUGUACUCCACGGAAAGCGUCUCCGCCGCGUCCACGCUGUCGCCUGUGGCAGUUGCCGAGGAGGAGAUGCCAGCUCCAACCAAAGCACCAGCAGCAGCCGCAGCACCACCUGUACUCAGCCAUCAAGUCACGCUGGAAGAUGUGUCCGAUGACAGCGACGAUGAGUGUUCGCCAAAGAAACCCAAAGAAUUAUUUAUACGCGAGGGAGCUGAAGAUUUCUUUGCCAUUGAAGUGCUGGCAACGCCCACAGAAACAGCCUUCUCCUUCCCUUCCGCCUUCUCCAUGGAUAAGCCAGCGGUUGAGGCGGAUUCAGUUCAGUUUGCUGCGAGCUUUGAGCAGGUGAUAGAACAGUCUGUGGAGCAGCAGGAGGAGCACCAGGAGAGUCCUGCAGCGACUGAGGAGGAUGAAUUUGAUGACUUUGGCGACUUUGCGGACUUCUCGGCGGUGCCCGCGCCUGCCGUGGAGGUUAUGCCAGUGGCUAAGGAUUCCCCGGCGCCUGCUGCCGAUGAUGGCUUUGAUGACUUUCAAGAGUUUGCCACGCCACCUGCAGAGAAUGCUGACGAUGAUGAUGAUGACUUUGGUGACUUCUCAGAGCCGCUAACAGCAGCCAUGCCCACAGUUGCAGCCGUACCUCCGCCACCGCAGCCUGCUGCAGCUCCUCUUAGCAUCGAUGAGCGCAUUAAGCCCGUGCUGGAGCUUAUGUUUCCCCUGCACCUGUCGAUCAGCGCUGCAACUGAAGCCAAACGGCGACCGCUGGCGCAGUGUCAAAGCUUUAACUUUGGUGCCAUCGAGCAGGCCCAAGCGCUGGACUAUCACUGGACCAGCUCGGAGAUGCGGCACUCCCUCGUGCGUGCGCUGGGCAUCGAUUCGAGGAAUAUACUCUUUGGCGACAAGUGGAAUGCUUCCAUGCCGCGUUUUGCUGCCAAUUUGAGUUUUGAUCCGCUGAAGCCGCUCAAACCGCUGGAGGCGAGCAGUCAGCAGUUGUCCUCAGUGGGACUGGAAGCAACCGCCGCCGCAGCACCACAAACGAGCCAAACUGAAGCGCGGUCUGGCGCGUCUAAUGGGGAAAACUGUGUCCCUGCCAGCAGCAGCAGCAGCAGCAGCAGCGGCGAAAUCUCCUCCAGCUUUAAGCAGAACCACAACCCUUGCGCAGAGCUUAAUAGCGACUGCCUUGAGUCCACAGCAGCGGCAUCAGCAGCAGCUGCUGCUGCAGCAACAGCGACGCUAUCGACUGCUUUAUCAGCAAACGGCUAUGGCCACAACCUCAACGGCAGUGAGCAGCUGCAUCAGCAGCAGCACCAGCAACAGUUUGAUUUGAGAGCGCCAACUCCACCGCCAGUGGCAGCUCCAACACCACCAGAUGAUCUUAGACCCACGGCCAGCACACCAACUGGCUUUGCCAUGCCACUGAAGGAGACACACAUCUACACACCCUCGAAAUCGGACACGGCUGUGGCGAGGACCACAACGCUGGCGCCCAUUGAUUUUGACUAUGAGAUUGCGGCGACGGGCAUCAUCAUUGAUGAGACGGUGGUCAAGAAGGAGUACCGCGAUGUGGAGUACAAGCCGCCGCCAUUUGGCCUGGACUCGCCCAGCCGCUUGGGCAGCAGCAAUGGCACGAGCAGCUUUGAGCUGCCCACAACGACGCCCACAGUGGUGGAGGAUGAUGAUUUCAGUGACUUUCAGUCGAUGCCAGCGAAAACGCAGGCGGCGCUGCAGCCGCCACGGAACGGCACGCCCACAUUUGGCGAGCAAAUGAUACUCUGUCCGGCCAUACUGCUGCCACAGGCCAUACCGCUGGCCAAGACGGCCAUUGAGUGGGGCGACAAUGCGCUGUCCAGCAUCAAUGCCGAGGAAAUGGCACGCAUUGAGGAUUUGUUUUCGGCACAGUCCAAGCCGCCGACGAUAAGUGCAACGGUGGCCAAGCAGCCGCCACAACAGCAGCAGCAGCAGCAACAGCAACAGGAGGAUGAUGAAUGGUCGGACUUUGUGUCGGUGCCAGUGGGACAGCAGCAGCAGCAGCAGCAGCAACAGCCACAGCAACAGACCUUUAGCAAUAAUAACAAUGUCAACAGCUUGAAGAAGCCCCCAACUGGCCCUAGCUCUGCCCCAAAGGACGAUGACUGGUCGGACUUUGUGAGCAGCACGCCGCUGCCAGCGCGACCCUCCGCGCCACAAUUCAACUCCGGCGCCUGGCAGAGCGCCAACUUCUACAACAAUCCAUUGAGUCUCUAUCAGCAUCAGAAGCAGACGCAUGCACACAGCAAUUUGGUGCCCAGCAGCAAGAGCAACACCAACACAAACCACAAUAACAACAACAACAACAACAACAAUGUGCCUGCGACUCCACAGCAGAUACACAUUAUGCACGACUUCUCCACGGCGCCCUCGACAACGGUGGGAGGCGGAGUGGGUGCCACCUAUCAGCAGCAUCAUCAGCGGCAGCAGUUCCAGAUCGGAAAUGCCAAGGUGGCACCACGCAUAUCCCUCAUACCCGACUUGAGCUUUGUGGCGCCUGCGCUGCCCACCAAUGCGGGCGCCUUUAUGGGCUCGCUGCCCAAGCCCAGUUUUGGUGGCAAGAAAUGACAAAUGCUGCGAGGAGGCAAACUUCAUGUGAAUCCUCAAAAGAAACAGCAGCAGCAGCAGCAGCCGCCACGUCCACUGGCAGGAGAGGCCAGCAUACUCACGUAGAUUGGGCAGCGGAGGGGUGAUCCUGGGGUCCGCCGUGGAGUUGAGUCAGUAUUAUGAAUCCGUCUGAUAAUUACUUAUAGAACCUCGGAGCCAGCUGAAAGAAAACUGUGUUUAAUGUUGUCGUUGAAGUUAUUGUUGUUGUUUGUUGUUGUUGUUGAAGUUGUUGCUAGAACUCCCCCCAGAAAGUGCAGCAAAAACUCCAGCUCAAAAUUGAAACCAGAGAAACCAACUAGAGAGAUUUUAUGUGGCAGAAACCCUAGAGUCAGGGACUUAAAAUCAUUCCAGAGCAAACAACUCUUCCCUUUGUGACUGCCCAAGGUCCCAGCCCUAACCAAGAGAAUACUCCAGAGAAGUACGAAGAAAAGUAAACCCC